ACUAUCCCGGAAGUAAAAUCAUUUCUGAAGCUUGUGUGUUUGUACAUUGCUGAAAAUCCUCCGCAGGUAUUAAUACAAGAGCCAUAUGAAGAAUUAGCUCAAUUUAAUCAUAAACAGUCUAUUAUAAACGUACAUGCAUUGCAGAAGAUAAAGCAGCUAGCUUGUGAAGAAGACGCAAUUGUAUUGAUGUGGAAUUGGACCAGGUGUUAGAAUACAAAAGGAUUCCAGUCCAGCACAAGGUGUCGGGAUGAGCUUCUUCAGUUUUGGACAAAGUGCUGAAAUUGACAUAGUUUUAAAUGAUGCAGAGACGAGAAAAAAGGCCGAGCACAAAACAGAGGACGGGAAAAAAGACAAAUACUUUCUGUUUUACGACGGGGAGACAGUCUCUGGGAAAGUCAACGUAACCCUGAAAAACCCAGGGAAGCGGCUCGAGCAUCAAGGGAUCAAAAUAGAAUUUAUCGGGCAAAUUGAAUUGUACUAUGACAGAGGAAACCACCAUGAGUUUGUCUCUCUGGUAAAGGAUUUAGCCCGGCCUGGAGAAAUGGCUCAAUCUCAGACCUUUGAUUUUGAGUUCACACACGUGGAGAAACCGUACGAGUCCUACACAGGCCAGAAUGUAAAACUGCGCUAUUUCCUGAGGGCAACCAUCAGCAGGAGACUGAAUGACAUCUGCAAAGAGAUGGACAUCGUAGUGCACACACUCAGCACUUAUCCAGAACUCAACUCCUCCAUAAAGAUGGAAGUGGGAAUUGAGGACUGUCUUCACAUUGAGUUUGAGUACAACAAGUCCAAGUAUCAUCUGAAAGAUGUGAUUGUGGGGAAGAUCUAUUUCCUAUUGGUGCGAAUUAAGAUCAAACACAUGGAAAUUGAUAUUAUUAAACGGGAGACAACAGGGACAGGGCCAAAUGUGUACCACGAAAAUGACACCAUUGCAAAAUACGAGAUUAUGGAUGGAGCACCUGUCCGAGGUGAAUCCAUCCCCAUCCGUCUUUUUCUGGCCGGGUACGAGAUGACGCCCACCAUGAGGGACAUUAAUAAAAAAUUCUCUGUUCGUUAUUACCUGAAUCUCGUACUCAUUGAUGAAGAAGAGCGACGUUACUUCAAACAACAGGAGAUUACACUAUGGAGGAAGGGAGACAUUGUGAGGAAGAGCAUGUCCCAUCAGGCUGCCAUCGCCUCCCAGCGCUUCGAGGGCUCGGCAAGCUCAGAGAAAGCACUCUCUCAAGCUAAAGAGGACAGCAACUAAACCCAACCAUGUCAGCUCAUCAUCUCAUGUGUGUAUGUGUUAGAGAGAGAGAGAGUGUGUGUGUAUGGAUUUAAAGAAGGCGCGUGCUCCCAAAAUAGAUUAAGCAACGUAAACAUGAGAUUUCACAUUCCUAAACAUUACAGUUUAUGAUCAACAAGUUCUUAAGUAGCUUUUAAAAAAGGGAUGAAUGUGAAAAGCAAAAACACUGAUUCCAAAAACCAUGAUUUGAUAUUUACAAAUUCUUGCUGGCGGUUCCUCUGAGAUAGUUUACUUUUUGUUCGCCACCCUGGAAUUAAUUGAUUUACUGAUUGUAUAUGUAAUUGAAACAUUUCAGCAGUCCAUCUAGACAACACAAACACAUUCCACACUCUAUGUUCCACUUACAGCCUUUUUUAAAAUCUGUAUUGAAUGUUUUGUUAUUGUAGAUUUUUUCUUUCAUAACAUACACAUUGCAUACAGUGUUCAACUUCUGUUUUCUAAUGAAAUGGUAUUUAACUAAUUCAUAUUUUUUGUGAUUUUAUUUUUUUUAAAUUUUUUUUUUAUAUAUAUACAGUAUGCUUACCGAUACAUGCCUUUUUACUUUUUGUUGCCAUUCCCGAAGAUAAAUUAUAAGCACUUCAGGGUUCUUGCCAAUGUGAUUUCAGUGUCUCAGGAGGAACCUCCAUAUCAGCUUCAAAAUAAUCACACAUUUCUGUUUAGAUUCAACUAACAAACCAAAUUAAUUUCCCUACAAGUAUGUAGCUGAACUGAAAUGCACCUUAAUUUUAUUUUCAUUUUAAGGUCUGUUGGUUUGUAUUGACAUCAUGAUACUUUAACAAGCUCCUUGCCAUGUUUUUAAUUGUAGAAAAAAAAUGAAUUUGAAUUCAGUAUUAUUGCUGUUGAGGUUUAGUUAUGGGAAACCAAAAUGUUUGAUGUUGGUUGAAGUUUUUGGUCAACACUUUACAAUAAGGUUAACUAUUGAACAACCAUAUUUUAAAGUGUUACUAAGUUGUCACAGGCUGUUUUGACGUUUAAUGUUCUUGAAUUUAGGAGGCAUUAAUGUCUUAUUUUUGUUCUCAUUUUUACCAACACUGGAGAUCGACUCUCAUAUUACAUGUCAUAGCUCUUAUCUUUUACUAACCACAAUAUAACCUAAAAUCUUCGAAAACUUUGACCAUAACAGUGCAACUUAGCAAAUGCUGAUAAAGUGUGAUCAGGAUGAAAAGCGGAAGCAUCAACACUUGGCGUGUCCUGGAAGUGAUUGCACCCCCAUUUUGAGACCGCAGGCCAUUAAGACCUCAAUCAAGGUAGCACCAUAUUUAAUUUUUGACAGAAAUGAAAACAAGGCUGUGAGGGAUAGAAUUACAGUGAGUUAAACUGUUUAACAACAAUCCGAUUUUUCGGCGAACAAAAAAUUUUUUUCCGAAAAAAAAUUCAGUAGACAAAAACUCCAUAAAACUGUUUUAAAAGGUGUUAGUUGUUGUUAAAAUGACAUGAUCUAGGACCUUUUAUACAGUGUGUGCAAGUGUAUAAAGACUGUACAUCUAUCGCUCACAGCCUUGUUUUCAUCCUUGUUAAAUUUAAUAUGGCGUCUAAUAUGACUAAGGUCUAUUAUAACUUCCUUUCAGAGCAGUGCUUUGUUAGUGGCUCUCAUUAUUGUGACUGUUUCUUGUCAUGUUAGGACCGAGGGGGUGUUUAUUCCGUCCGAAAAAUCAGGAUGAAUCAUCUCAUGAUGAGCUGCCUUCUCUGAGACUGCAAUUUCACAAAAUUGGGCUUUUGUUAGUACUUUCAUUCACUUAAGUAAACAAAAAAGGUCCUCGUGUCAGGGAAUGAACAUUAACUGAGAUCUAGAUCUGUGUUAUGUUAAAAAUGAUCAUGACAUACUGAUCGCACACUAAGCUAUUCCGAAUAUUCUUUGCUAAAAAUGCCUUUUUUUAACAUGGCAUGUAAAGGAACCCUUGCUUUUGGUGUCAAACUAGUAAAACAUGACGAGGCCUUUCACAGAGGGCUAAGCUCAUGUUUUGAUGUGUAAGUGAUAUUUCUGCUGUCUAUUUCACAGAUCUAACGCAUCUCUUUGCAGAAUACUCAUGGCUCUAUGUGCCAGACUGUGUUUACUGACUUCACGUAUAUGAUUUAACAAAUUAGCACUGUGUAUCCUUUCAAAACAUAGAAGGAACCAAGAAUUAAUUGUUUCCUAACUUUCUUUACAUUUAUCAUUGUGCAAAAAAGUGCUGCUUAAAACGGCAUUAGAUAACCAUAUUUCUAUAUUAAUAUUAUGUAUGUACAGUAUAUAUUUACAGAAUUGUAAGUAUAUGAUUUUGAAAUUAACUCUAUAUGAUUUAGAAAUCACUCUAAGGUACUAGCAGAGUUUACAAAAGGGAUUCUAGAAGAUUCUAGAACUGUGCUAAUGUCAAACAGGGUGCAGAACACACACAUGAUCUAACUGCUCUUUCAGUACUUGUGCUAUGACAUUUGUUUUUACUCUGAUUCCUCAGAUUAAAAAAAAAAAAAAAAAAAAAAAAAAGCUCAUCUUUUCCCUCAUAGAAA
This is a messenger RNA of Megalobrama amblycephala (Wuchang bream), 3772 nucleotides long. RefSeq names its product vacuolar protein sorting 26 homolog B, like (gene vps26bl). Gene Ontology annotation, cellular component: retromer complex; endosome. The transcript is spliced from 6 exons. Lineage: Eukaryota; Metazoa; Chordata; Actinopteri; Cypriniformes; Xenocyprididae. Bases 248 to 1246 code for a protein of 332 amino acids. The record is from RefSeq and is a predicted model, not a curated record. Gene Ontology annotation, biological process: retrograde transport, endosome to Golgi; intracellular protein transport.